Platichthys flesus (European flounder) is the source of this 943-nucleotide messenger RNA. RefSeq names its product parathyroid hormone 2 (gene pth2). The coding region runs from base 294 to 764 and encodes 156 amino acids. The transcript is spliced from 3 exons. Gene Ontology annotation, biological process: neuropeptide signaling pathway. Lineage: Eukaryota; Metazoa; Chordata; Actinopteri; Pleuronectiformes; Pleuronectidae. The record is from RefSeq and is a predicted model, not a curated record. Gene Ontology annotation, cellular component: extracellular region.
AGCAAACUCAUCAUGUCACAGUUUGAAUUGAAUUAAAUGAAAUAAGAAAAAAAAUGCUAGGACUCAAAACCACUCAACAUUUCUAUUCAGUUUUUCCAUUCAGACUACAAUAUUCAAAGUGAAACACCAGGGAAAUGGGUGACUCAAGGUACUGGAAAACCUAUAAUAAUAUAAAUAAUAAAUUGAUUAUUUUUACUUAUAGGUUGGAACAGCAAAACUAAAGUUGACACGGCUCAGUUCUCAUUUGCAGAGGAUGUUAAUAUUAAAUAAAAAAAAUUUCUUUCUUUUUUAGGAUGUCUGAAGCCCCAUCAGAGGCCGCUCUAUGCCGCAUGUCCUUCCUGUUGCUUUGCAUUCUGGGAAUGACCUUGGUGACAUCCGGCUUCCCUCAGCCUCGUCUACCUCUCAGAAGUGAUGAGGACUCAGAGGAAACCGAACGACAUGACCGGGACGUCCUGUACCCUUGCAUCUCUCUCCGUGAUUGGAGCAUUCAGAUGUUGUCAGCGCCCAGCCACAGAGCAGCAGCUGACAGCAAGGCAGGACUGGUGAAGGAGGCGUGGCUCUUUGACCCAGAGAGGACGGAGUCAGGAAUGGAGAAGGUGUGGCCGGCUGAAUGGUCAUCUCAGGGAGCCAGGAUGGUGAAGAGGAACAUGGUGGUUGCUGAUGAUGCUGCCUUCAGGGAGAAGAGCAAGCUCCUCACCUCCAUGGAGAGACAGAAGUGGCUCAACUCCUACAUGCAGAAACUACUGGUGGUUAAUUCUUCAUGAUCAUUCCGUCCUUACAGAUCGUAAUAAAAGAUAUAAACAACUGUCUGAACUGUACACUGUCAAUGACUUUUAAAAAGGGAUACACCACGUCUCUGAGUGAUUGGUCGGUCAGUCAACAAACCAGCCAUUAAGAGACGGGACACAUUUAAAGUCAAAGAAACCUGAUGCAUUAUCAUUGC